AGGUUGCCUUUGGGAUGCGGACGGACCACCUCCUCUUUCGCAGUGGUCACGUGAUUGGUCCGCUUGAGAUGCCCAUGAUAACUGCGCUGAAUCACUGCUUUAAUUCGCGUUGGAUGCGGCCAGACGUGGCAUCAAUAUGAGGAACAAUCCCUUCCCUUUUGGGCUUUUUUUGUUCGCGUAUGGUGUGUUCGGUGCUGAUGGAGUGAAGUCAGUGUCAGUGUCAGUGAUGGUGGGAGAUUCUGUCACUCUACACACUGGUGAUACUAAAACACAGAGAGUUCUGGAACUGGUGUGGAAGAUUCAAGGCGAAAAUAAAUUCAUGGCAGAGAUUGAUAAAGAAAUAAAUAAACUAUCAGUACCAGGGAAUGAGGAGGAACCAUUCAGAGGCAGACUGAAGCUGGACAAUCUGACAGAUUCUUUGACCAUCACAAACCUCAAAACAGCAGACUCUAGAGUUUAUGAACUACAGAUCAAGACCACAAAAGAGACCAAAUCCAAGAUAUUCAAUGUUGAUGUCAGUGGCCGCUUUGAAUUCAACCGCGGCAACGCUAGUCUGCUGAUCAGAACUUCAGGAAGCAGCCAUCAGAGCAGCGAUCAUCAUGUGAUCACCGUGUCUGAGGACGAGGUUCAGAUGGUUCCAAAAUCCACUGAUGAUGCCAUCUCUCACACCCUACAUUCUUCCCUCAAGCACAUUGACAGCAGCAAUGGGAACUAUGUAAGGCUGCUAUUCAUCGACUACAGCUCAGCUUUCAAUACAGUAGUCCCCAUCAAGCUGGCUUCUAAACUCAUGGACCUCGGCCUGAAUUCUUCACUCUGCGACUGGAUUCUUGACUUCCUUACCGGCAGACCCUAG
Messenger RNA from Carassius auratus (goldfish), 853 nucleotides. RefSeq lists its product as uncharacterized. The transcript has 4 exons. Bases 137 to 853 code for a protein of 238 amino acids. The record is from RefSeq and is a predicted model, not a curated record. NCBI's taxonomy places the organism in Eukaryota, Metazoa, Chordata, Actinopteri, Cypriniformes, Cyprinidae.